This is a messenger RNA of Sporothrix brasiliensis 5110, 1995 nucleotides long. RefSeq names its product RNA binding protein (Arp). Gene Ontology annotation, molecular function: 3'-5'-RNA exonuclease activity; RNA binding. The transcript has 3 exons. Bases 1 to 1995 code for a protein of 664 amino acids. The record is from RefSeq and is a predicted model, not a curated record. Lineage: Eukaryota; Fungi; Ascomycota; Sordariomycetes; Ophiostomatales; Ophiostomataceae.
AUGGCAAACAACCAACAAGCGUCGCCGUCGUUUGACCGCUACGUCGUCAUCCAUGUUGCCACGACUUGCGACGAACAUGGUGUCUAUGUCACCAAGGACUCUGCCGAAGUUAUUGAGAUUGGUUGGAUCCUGCUCGACGCAAAGAGUUUGGAUGAGCUUUACCGCGAAAGCGUUCUCGUCAAGCCGAUAAACACGCCCAUUACUCCCCUGUGCAGUGAGUCCGGAUUCUCCCAGUAUGCACCGAUUGCCGACAAUCCGGCAGCUGGCUCUAUGUCGGUGGCGAACAGUAGGGAUGCGAGCCUUACCACACUCACCUGGGAGCAUGUUCGCAACGCCGGGAGCUUCCGUGACGCUGUUAACCGCUUCGACACAUUUGCCUCUGAACACUUGACCUCGCAGAACCUCGACUUUGUUUUCGUCACGCUCGAUGCCUGGGACCUCCGUGUCCAGCUGCCCCGUGAAGCUCGCGACAAGGCUGUCGUUCUGCCUCCCUACCUGCAGCACUCUCGCACCUUUGACCUUCGCCAGGAAUACCAGAGAUGGCAGCAGCACCACCCGGAGUCGCUGCCUUUCGGCCCUUCAUCGCUAGCUAACAUCUGCGCUGCCCUCGAAGUCGAAGCUGUCCAGUCCAGUGCCCCCAUUAAGCACAACCUCCCCUUCCACCUGCAGGCAUUGGCCCCGGCCUCGCCCCGUCGAGCCAUGGAGGAGGCUGUCACUCUAGCUCGUGUCCUACGCGGCCUGAUCCGCAAGUCCCAGCCGGCCCACGAGCACGCUGAUGUCCUGGCUCGUCCCAUGGACGCGCGUGCGGAUGUCAGAGCCUUCCUAUCGGAAAGGAGUAAGGUUUUGCACAUGUCUGGUCUUCCCCAUGACACCACGCAGUCUGAGCUGGAGAGCUGGUUUACCCAGUUUGGUGGUCGCCCCAUCGCUUUUUGGACGCUCCGCACCCCUGAGCAGCACAAGCCCACCGGCACCGGCUUUGCUGUUUUUUCGUCUCACGAAGAGGCUGCCGAGAGCCUCUGCAUGAAUGGCCGUGCCCUCAACGAGAAGGCCAUUGAGGUGUCGCCGUCGUCCAGCCGCGUUCUUGACCGUGCUGCCGAGAUCCUUACCCCGUUCCCCCCGAGCAAGAACCGCCCGCGUCCUGGGGACUGGACCUGCCCGUCUUGCGGCUUCUCCAACUUCCAGCGCCGCACAGCUUGCUUCCGUUGCUCCUUCCCUGCCGUCAGCGCCGGCCCGACUGGCGACAUGGGCGGUGGCGGCUACUUCUACGGCCCCCAGUCGAUGAUGCCGCCCCAGCAGCAGCACGGUAACCACCAUGGUCAUGGCCACGGCCACGGCCAUGGUCACGGUCACGGCCACAUGGGUGGUGGUGGUCACGGAGGUGGUCGUAUGGGUGGUAGUGGUGUUGUUCCCUUCCGUGCAGGCGACUGGAAGUGUGGCAACGAGGCAUGCGGUUACCACAACUUUGCGAAGAACGUCUGCUGCCUGCGCUGUGGAGCUAGCCGUGCGACCGCAGCCGUUGUUGCGGACUCGGGCUACCCGUCGCCCAUGGACAGCGGCUCGUCCUACAACAUGAACCAGAAUUCCAUGGGUGGUAACCCCGGCCCCGGACCUUUUGCGGCGGGUGGUGGGCCCUUCGCGUCUGGUGGCGGUGCUGGUGGCGGCGGCUAUGGACAACAGUUUGGUGGCCCCCCAAGUACCUACGCGCUUCCGUCGGGUCUCGGUGGUAGCAAUGCUGCACCGUAUCCGCCUCUGAACACACACUUCGGCCCCGUCUCGAGCUCUCACUCCGCCGGUCCCUUUGAUAGCCGUGCUGCUGAGGCUGCGUUCCAGUCUGCGACUAACGGCCCCGCAUCUGCUGGCCCAUCCAACAACUUCUACUCGCAGAACGACCCUUUCGCCUUCCUGUCGUCUGGUAUGGGCGGACUGUCAGUUAACAACUCGGUCGAGAACCGCCAGAAUGGUUCCGGAGCGCCCCCUAACAAGUCGCCUGCUUGA